Messenger RNA from Schistosoma mattheei, 456 nucleotides. Lineage: Eukaryota; Metazoa; Platyhelminthes; Trematoda; Strigeidida; Schistosomatidae. The record is from the annotation of a GenBank genome assembly.
AUGAGUGUCUUUUUCGCGCCUCGAGGUUUAAAAUGUAAUUUAAAACAACAACUCCCAGCAAAUAGUGACUUAACAAAUGAACAACUUUUAUUACUACAUAAUAUAUUUGGUGAUUUAAUCAUGAAAGCAUUAUUGAUUAUUGAAUGCGGUUCAAUAACUAUCGAACGAUCCAAAUCAUCUCAGCAUCAAUUAUUUCGAGUAGAAUCAGGUUCUGGUUCGGUUAGUUACUGUUCAAAUUACACACGUUAUUGUCGUUGUUUUAAUACAGUACAGAAGUAUAUUAAUCCUUUAUAUGAAUUAUGGUGUGAACAUAAUCUUGCUAUAUUUCUAGCUGAAAUUAUGGGCAAAACAAAAGUGGUUUAUCUAAAUGAUGAUAUAGUUUGUCGAUCUUUAGAAAUGUUAUAUAGCAAAGAUAUCAUUAGUACUAAUGCUUCCGUUGUUGAAAGUUCCAGUUAA